AUGUCAGCUUCUAUAGCCCCGGAAUGUAACGAAAUCAAAGAAAAAUAUGACACAUGCUUCCUCAAAUGGUACAGCGAAAAGUACCUACGCGGCCACCACCAAACGAACGAAUGCGAAGAACUCUUCGUCAAGUACAGGACCUGUCUGACCAAAGCACUAAAGGAAAAGGGCAUCGACACAAUGCUCGAUGAAGCUCGCAAGAUGAGUGUAGAGACAGAUACUGAAUUCCUUAAGAAGAGCUAG
Monascus purpureus is the source of this 243-nucleotide messenger RNA. The record is from the annotation of a GenBank genome assembly. NCBI's taxonomy places the organism in Eukaryota, Fungi, Ascomycota, Eurotiomycetes, Eurotiales, Aspergillaceae.